Racocetra persica is the source of this 336-nucleotide messenger RNA. The record is from the annotation of a GenBank genome assembly. Lineage: Eukaryota; Fungi; Glomeromycota; Glomeromycetes; Diversisporales; Gigasporaceae.
AUGGUGAAUGAUACAAAUGUGGUAAAUGUGAUAGACAAUAAUCAAUUAAAAAAAGAGAAGGUUCAAAGAAAGAAGUUGAUUUUUGAUAAUGAUCAAGAGUUUCAAGAAGAGAUUGAUCUUAUAAAUGAACCUAAAGUACUUGAUGUUGAAUCUGAAACAAAAAUUAACAAAAUCAAAAUUAAUAUUCUACAAAUUUGUAAUAAAAUAGUUAAAAAUAUAAAAAUCGCAUUAUUUAAUACUUUAAAUUAUUAUUGGGAAUAUCCAAUUUAUGAAGCUUUUCUUGCAAUACUUCUUGAUUCAAGAACCAAAAAAAUAGAAUUUGCAAUUAAUUUUUAA